Molecule: messenger RNA, 2364 nt
Organism: Hyla sarda
Lineage: Eukaryota; Metazoa; Chordata; Amphibia; Anura; Hylidae
Gene: LCTL
Product: lactase like
Exons: 16
Coding region: 518-2269 (583 amino acids)
Biological process (GO): carbohydrate metabolic process
Molecular function (GO): beta-glucosidase activity
Source: RefSeq, a predicted model, not a curated record
UUUUGGACCUUCAGGUGCCAUUUUUUUUGCAAACCCCAGUUUCAUGUGCCUUUUACUGAGGAGAGGCUUCUUUCUGGCCACUCUGCCAUAAAGGCCAGAUUGGUGGAGUGCGGCAGCGAUGGUUGAACCUCUGCAAGUUUCUCUCAUCUGCACACAGGAUCUCUGGAGCUCAGUCCAUGACCAUUGGAUUCUUGGUCAUCUCUCUUACCAUGGUCCUUCUCCCUGAUGACUAAUUUGGUAGGGCGGUCAGCUCUAGGAAGAGUCCUGGUUGUUCCAAAGGAAAAAAAACAACAAAGUUCCCCUGUAUAGUUUGCUCGGUCGUAUGACUGCCUUAGGUUUACGGGCCGCACAGCAAUCUGGGAAAGGUCCAAGACAACACUCAUUUUGUAGGCUGCAAAUAAUAAACUUUCGGGGGAAUAGAAAGACAAAGAAAUUUGAUACCAACUACCAAACACAGAAUAACUAGAAAAUCCGUUGUAAAAAGAUACUGUGAGCAGACCAUCGCCUCUGUCCUAGAAUGAUGUUUCCAGUUAUCUGUGUGACCCAUAUUCUGCUCCUGGCACUCUGCAGCUGGGGCGAGGAGGAAUUUCAGUGGACACAGACUGAUCGCGGAUCCUUUUACUAUGGCACUUUCCCACCCACUUUCAUAUGGGGAGUGGGCAGCUCUGCAUACCAAACCGAAGGUGCCUGGGACAAGGAUGGAAAAGGACAAAGUAUUUGGGAUGCAUUCACACAUAAGAAGGGGAAAACAUUCAUGAACCAGACUGCAGAUUCCUCAUGUGAUGGAUAUUACAAAGUCAAGGAGGACAUAGAAUUGCUGAAGGAACUGAACGUUUCUCAUUAUCGUCUUUCUAUCUCCUGGCCACGUUUAAUUCCUACAGGCAACAAAGCUGAAGGUGUUAAUGAGAUGGGAAUAAAAUACUACAGCGAUUUGAUCAAUGUUCUUCUUGAAAAUAAGAUCACUCCAGUAAUCACCUUAUACCACUGGGACUUACCACAGACCCUGCAGGAAAAGUUCAGCGGAUGGCAGAACAUCACCAUGAUCACUUACUUUAAUGACUAUGCUAAUUUAUGCUUCGAUAAAUAUGGAGAUCGAGUGAAAUAUUGGAUCACAUUCAGCAAUCCUUGGUCAAUUGCUGUUGAAGGAUAUGAGACAGGAGAACAUGCACCAGGCCUGAAGCUAAGAGGGACUGGAGUAUAUAAGGCUGCCCACCACCUUAUUAAGGCACACGCCCGAGUAUGGCACAGUUAUAACAAACAUUGGCGCAGCAGGCAGAAAGGAAUGAUUGGGAUCUCGCUGACUACAGAGUGGGGAGAACCAGUAGAUAUCUCCAGUCAGAAGGACAUUGAGGCUGCAGAAAGAUUUGUGCAGUUUAAUUUUGGAUGGUUUGCAAAUCCUUUUUACAAUGGAGACUACCCCCAGAUCAUGAAAGAAUAUAUAGGCCAGAAGAGCGCGCAGCAGGGUCUGGGGAUGUCAAGACUUCCUAUAUUUACCUCUCAGGAGAAGGCUUAUAUUAAAGGUACAAGUGACUUUCUUGGGUUAGGUCACUUUACCACCAGAUAUAUCACAAGCAGAAACUUCCCAUCCACACAGGGGCCAAGUUACUUUACAGACCAAGACCUGAUAGAGCUGGUGGACCCCAAGUGGCCUGAGCCAGAAUCAAAGUGGCUGUACUCUGUCCCCUGGGGCUUCCGGAGACUACUGAAUUUUGUGAAGACCCAGUAUGGAAACCCAGUCGUAUUGGUAACAGAGAAUGGAGUGUCAGAGAAGAUGCAGUGUGCCCAGCUGUGUGAUGAAUGGAGAAUACAGUACCUGAAAGGUUACAUCAAUGAGAUGCUGAAAGCCAUAAAUGAUGGGGUUCGCAUCAAGGGGUACACGGCCUGGUCUUUGCUUGAUAAAUUUGAGUGGGAUGAAGGCUUUUCAGAAAGAUUUGGCCUGUACUAUGUCGAAUUCAAGAACCAAAACAAACCACGUUAUCCAAAGGCGUCCGUACAGUUCUACAAAAAGAUCAUUAAAGCCAAUGGAUUCCCUAAUAUCAGAGAGGUGGAAAACUGGCACCGUAUAUCUACAGAGACGUGUUCUACUACCAACAAACUCCUAGCUGCAGAGGAACAGAAGAAUGCGGCUGCAAAUUUACUGCGGCUAAUAUAUGACCCACUGACCAGCCACAUGGAGAUGGUGACGGAGAUUGUGGUGCCCACAGUAUGUACGCUGUGCAUUCUCAUCAGCGCUGUGCUCCUUAUGAUCCUCCUGCGUAGAAAGAGCUAGGAUGAAGAAGGUGGCACGCAGAUAAAACCACCAUCUGACAAGUGCUGUCAACUCCGCCCAGAACAAGGACUUUCACUUGAAGACUUCCUCUUCUG